CAAGGUUGCGGGUGAGACUAGCCCUAACCUAGUGGAGAGUAAAACCCAAUUGGAGCACAGAAAUGAUGGUGCUGUGAGUGAUAAUAUAUCUACUCUCAGUCACCAAACAAGGCACUCACUCAAACUCAACACAGAGAGAGAUAUGGCAGAUUACGACGAGAGAUACGAAGGGAACGGAGAAGAAGAGGAACUUCACAAUUCUCUUCCUCAUCCUCAUCCCCAGCCUGAUUCCUCUCCUCACCCCACCCACGACGAUCUCACCGAUUCCAAAUCUCACCAUGGGUCUCGCGAUUAUGACAGAGACUCUUCCAGAAGCAGAGAUAAGGAACGGGAGAAAGGGAGAGACAGGGAAAAAAAAAGAGAGAAGGGAAGGGACAGGGAAAGGGAUAGAAGUAGGGAUAGGGAUUCAGAGAGAAGUAGGGACAAGGACAGAGAUAGGGAGAAGAGCAAGGACAGGGAGAGGGACCGGGAUCGUGAUGGUGGUGAGAAGGAAAGGGAUCGUGACAGGGACCGCCAUCAUAGAGAUCGACACAGGGAUCGUGGUGAGAGAAGGGAAAGGACAAGGGAUAGAGAUGACGAUGAUCAUCACAGAAGUCGUGACUUUGACAGAAGAAGGGAUUAUGAUAGAGAGGAUAGGCAUAGGCACAGGUCUCGGUCUCAGUCUCAAUCCCGGUCAGGGGGUCGAUCUGAGCAUAGAUCAAGGUCGCGUUCUCGUUCACGCUCAAAGAGCAAAAGGACUAGUGGUUUUGAUAUGGCUCCCCCUGCCUCUGCUAUGUUGGCUGGUGCUUCUGCUGUUGCAGGUCAGAUCACUGGGGCUAACCCUACAAUUCCUGGAAUGUUUCCAAAUAUGUUUCCGUUGGCUACAAAUCAGAUGCAACAAUUUAGUGCUCUCCCUGUCAUGCCAGUGCAGGCUAUGACUCAACAGGCUACUCGACAUGCUAGGCGGGUGUAUGUUGGAGGCCUCCCUCCUACAGCUAAUGAGCAGUCAGUUGCAACUUUCUUCAGUCAAGUUAUGGCUAAGAUUGGUGGAAACACUGCUGGCCCAGGUGAUGCUGUGGUCAAUGUUUACAUUAAUCAUGACAAGAAGUUUGCCUUUGUGGAGAUGAGGUCUGUUGAGGAAGCUAGCAAUGCGAUGGCUCUGGAUGGGAUUAUUUUUGAGGGGGCACCUGUUAAGGUCAGGAGACCUACUGAUUAUAAUCCUUCCUUAGCUGCUACCCUAGGCCCAAGCCAACCUAACCCAAACCUUAAUCUGGGUGCUGUUGGCUUAACACCUGGGUCGGCCGGUGGACUUGAUGGUCCUGAUCGGAUUUUUGUUGGUGGACUUCCAUAUUACUUUACUGAAACACAGAUCAGGGAGCUUUUAGAGACUUUUGGUCCUCUACGGGGAUUUGAUCUAGUGAAAGAUAGAGAAACGGGUAACUCAAAGGGUUAUGCAUUUUGUGUUUACCAGGAUCUUGCAGUUACAGAUAUUGCGUGUGCUGCUCUAAAUGGAAUAAAGAUGGGAGAUAAGACUCUUACAGUUAGACGAGCUAAUCAAGGUGCAAACCCACAGCAGCCUAAACCUGAGCAAGAGAGCAUUUUAAUGCACGCACAGCAGCAGAUUGCACUGCAGAAACUUAUGUUGCAGCCAGCCUUAGUGGCAACAAAAGUGGUGUGUUUAACUCAUGCAGUUUCUUCUGAUGAGCUCAAAGAUGAUGAAGACUAUGAUGAGAUUCUUGAUGAUAUGAGACAGGAGUGCUCCAAAUUUGGUACUUUGGUGAAUGUGGUGAUCCCACGACCACCGCCUGAUGGUGAACCUGCCGCAGGAGUUGGAAAGGUGUUUUUGGAGUACGUUGAUAUUGAUGGUGCUACAAAAGCCCGUGCUGGAUUAAAUGGGCGAAAAUUUGAUGGAAAUCAAGUAGUAGCUGUUUUCUAUCCAGAGAACAAAUUUGCUCAGGGAGAUUAUGAAGGCUAAUUGUAUGUUAUUUGGAUUCUAUCUUGAUUAGUAAGGAUAAUCUUUUGUAUUAUUAUCAUAAACUUGUAAGCUAGAGUUGUGGUCAUAGUACAUAAACUUAGAUGCGAGUAGUAAGAAAGUCAUGAUGGACAAUUUAUUAAAAAUAGUUUUAUCGGUCUACAUGGAUCCUGUCUGGUCCCUUGAGAAAUUAUCGAUUUGCUUGAGUGAGGUUUGUUUUAAAGUAGACUUCUGCAUUAGUCAAAUUAAAGUUUGUUGCUGGUGAUUCUACUGA
Messenger RNA from Glycine soja, 2225 nucleotides. RefSeq names its product splicing factor U2af large subunit B-like. Lineage: Eukaryota; Viridiplantae; Streptophyta; Magnoliopsida; Fabales; Fabaceae. Gene Ontology annotation, molecular function: pre-mRNA 3'-splice site binding; poly-pyrimidine tract binding. The record is from RefSeq and is a predicted model, not a curated record. Gene Ontology annotation, cellular component: U2-type prespliceosome; U2AF complex; nucleus. The coding region runs from base 143 to 1954 and encodes 603 amino acids. The transcript is spliced from 13 exons. Gene Ontology annotation, biological process: mRNA processing.